CCAACUCCCAUCGCCGAGGUAGCCAUCUCCCCGCCUCCGCCUCCCCCUCCAACUCCCAUUCUCCCCACCCCGAAUUCCCUAGCCCUCAUGUGGCGCCGCCUACCCUCCCGCCGCCUCGCCUCCGCCCUUCUCUCCGCCUCCGCUCCGCAGCUUCCUCCUCCGCUCUACCGCCUCCUCCAUCCGGUCACCGUUGCUGCCCCCGGCAUCCUCCCUCCCCCGCGCUCCUUGUGGGGGCUGCAGCCCCCGCGGUUGGUCUCGUCCUCCGCCGCGGCCGCCGAGGAAGUCGACGACCUGCACCACGCGCUCGAGGAGAUCGUCCCCGUGGACCCCAAGCCAAACCUACCUGCAGGUGUGGCGGGGAAGGAGCGGAAGGGGAGGAGCAGGAGCGGGAGGGGGAGGCAGGCGACAGAGGCGGCGGCGCACGGUAUGGGGUCCUCCAAAUAUGCUGCGCUGCGCCAGCGGCAGGUCCGGAUCGAGACCGAGGCAUGGGAGCAGGCCGCCAAGGAGUACCGCGAGCUGCUCGCGGACAUGUGCGAGCAUAAGCUGGCGCCCAACCUUCCCUAUGUGAAGUCACUCUUCCUUGGCUGGUUCGAGCCACUUAGAGACCAGAUCAUCGCCGAACAGGAGCUUGUGGGCGAACGUGGGGCACGGGCCUCCCACGCCCCAUAUUUUAACAUGCUUCCGGCCGACAUGAUGGCUGUCAUCACCAUGCACAAGCUCAUGGGGCUGCUCAUGACUGGCAGCGGCGACGGAAGCGUCCGUGUCAUCCAGGCUGCAUGCCAGAUCGGCGAGGCAAUUGAGCAUGAGGUCCGAAUCCACAAAUUUCUAGAGAAGACAAAGAAAAAGAACACUAAAGAAGUAGAUAAUGUAGUAGAAGCAGGGGAUUCAGAUAUUGCCAAAGAACAGCAGCGUCUAAGAAAGAAAGUCACCGAUCUUAUGAAAAAGCAAAAGAUACGGCAAGUAAGGAAUAUAGUGAAGAAGCAAGAUAGCACCAGGCCGUGGGGUCAAGAUGCUCAUGCAAAAGUUGGUAGCCGUUUGAUUGAGCUAUUGAUUGAAACAGCCCAUAUACAGCCACCUGUUAGCCAGUCUGCAGAUAGCACACCUGACAUUCGACCUGCUUUCACACAUGAAAUGCGAACUGUGACAAGAGAACAACAGAAGAGUUCUCGGCGAUAUGGUGUGAUCAAGUGUGAUCCAUUGAUUCGACAAGGCCUGGAUAGAACAGCAAAGCAUAUGGUCAUACCUUACAUGCCUAUGUUGAUUCCCCCAAUCAGUUGGACCGGAUAUGACAAGGGUGCACAUUUAUUUUUGCCAUCCUAUGUGAUGCGCACCCAUGGAGCUAGGCAACAAAGGGAGGCUGUAAAAAAGGCUCCAAAGGAACAAAUGCAAUUAAUUUUUGAGGCCUUGGAUACUCUUGGGAGCACCAAGUGGAGGAUCAACAAAAAAGUUCUUAGUAUUGUUGAUAGAAUAUGGUCGAGUGGUGGCCGACUUGCUGACUUGGUUGAUCGUACUGAUGUUGCUCUACCAGAGAAGCCUGACACUGAAGAUGAAACUGAGCUGAAGAAGUGGAGGUGGAACUUGAGGUCGGUCAAGAAGGAAAAUAGUGAAAGACAUUCUCAGAGAUGUGAUGUUGAGCUCAAACUCGCCGUUGCUCGGAAAAUGAAAGAUGAAGUGGGGUUCUACUAUCCACACAACCUUGAUUUUAGAGGCCGUGCUUACCCAAUGCACCCUUAUCUGAAUCACUUAGGCUCAGAUCUUUGUCGUGGAGUUUUGGAGUUCUCUGAAGGUCGACCACUUGGUGAUUCAGGCUUGUGCUGGUUGAAGAUACACCUAGCAAAUUUAUAUGCUGGCGGUGUCGAUAAGUUAUCAUAUGAUGGUCGAAUUGCAUUUACCGAGAAUCACCUGGAGGACAUAUUUGACUCGGCUAACAGACCUCUUGAAGGCAAGCGAUGGUGGCUUGGGGCUGAGGAUCCAUUCCAAUGCUUGGCAGUAUGCAUGGAUCUUACUGAAGCUUUAAGAAGCUCCUCUCCAGAAGCAAUGAUUUCACAUAUUCCUGUGCACCAGGAUGGUUCUUGUAAUGGCCUGCAGCACUAUGCAGCACUUGGAAGGGACAAGCUGGGUGCCAUUGCUGUCAACUUAGUUUCUGGGGAAAAACCUGCAGAUGUUUACUCUGGAAUAGCUACCAGGGUGGUGGAAAUUAUGAGGAGAGAUGCACAAAAGGAUCCUGCAUUAGAUCCUGAUGCAGCACGUGCUCGUCUAUUAGUUGAUCAGGUGGAUAGGAAAUUGGUAAAACAAACAGUGAUGACAUCUGUCUAUGGUGUCACUUAUGUUGGAGCACGUGAACAAAUAAAGAGAAGAUUAAAGGAGAGGGGGGUCAUUGGUGAUGACUCAGAACUUUUUGCUGCAUCAUGCUAUGCUGCUAAGGUUACGCUAACAGCACUUGGUGAGAUGUUUGAAGCUGCCCGUAGUAUCAUGAACUGGCUUGGAGAUUGUGCUAAGGUGAUUGCUUGUGAAAAUGAACCCGUAAGAUGGAUGACCCCUCUUGGACUUCCAGUUGUUCAACCAUAUCGCAAACUAGGGAGGCAUCUUAUUAAAACAUCAUUACAAGUGCUGACACUUCAACGCGAAACGGAUAAGGUUAUGGUAAAGCGGCAGCGGACAGCUUUCCCUCCAAACUUUGUACACUCACUUGAUGGCUCUCAUAUGAUGAUGACUGCUGUUGCUUGCAACAAGCAAGGCCUAUAUUUUGCAGGGGUUCAUGAUUCAUAUUGGACCCAUGCUUGUGAUGUUGAUACAAUGAACAAGAUACUUCGGGAAAAGUUCGUGGAACUGUAUGAUGCACCUAUUUUAGAAAAUUUGUUGGAUAGUUUUGAGACAUCUUUCCCUACAUUAAGAUUUCCACCAUUGCCAGAAAGGGGAGAUUUUGAUCUGAAUGAUGUCCUCCAGUCCCCAUAUUUCUUCAACUAGCAUGAUUACAGUGGCGCAGUGUCCUAUUUCGCUCUGUGCCGCCCACCUGUUACCUUGCACAAACCGAGUUCUGUCAAAGUACAUGAGUGUCUGACUCGGAUGAUGCAGCCGAACCUUGUGCUGAUUGAGGUGACGACGAUAACCCCACUGGAUUGAUAGAGGUAUACAGAAGUUGCUCUUGCUCUGCUGCAGAGUUUCAUGUGUCUUCAACAUCAUCAGGCGUAAGCAAGGUGGAUUACUAUUGCCUAGAAAUUGGCAGUGAACAGAGCUGGUCCAGGAGGAGAUUGAAGAAAGUCAACAGUCAAAUAAGUGGAAACCAUGAGCAAGAAGCGCUCUAUGAUUUUAUUUUAUUUUGGCUGUGUUUGUGCUAUAGUUUAGCUUUUGCCUCGGCCUCGUUUUUCCUUCCUCGAAGGUCACAUCCUCUGAUGCCUGUAUAUGUAAAUUUUUUUGGCCUCUUCAACAACCUGUCAUUUUGUUCUUGUUUUGGUGGCGUAAACACGGUUUUCAUUGUAGCUGUACAAUCUCUAUAAAAACAAAUUGGUAUAGAUCGAUUUUCUCUUUGCA
Molecule: messenger RNA, 3531 nt
Organism: Brachypodium distachyon (stiff brome)
Lineage: Eukaryota; Viridiplantae; Streptophyta; Magnoliopsida; Poales; Poaceae
Product: DNA-directed RNA polymerase 1B, mitochondrial
Exons: 19
Coding region: 88-2967 (959 amino acids)
Biological process (GO): mitochondrial transcription
Cellular component (GO): mitochondrial DNA-directed RNA polymerase complex
Molecular function (GO): DNA binding; DNA-directed RNA polymerase activity
Source: RefSeq, a predicted model, not a curated record